This is a messenger RNA of Colossoma macropomum (tambaqui), 3271 nucleotides long. RefSeq names its product solute carrier organic anion transporter family, member 2B1 (gene slco2b1). Gene Ontology annotation, molecular function: bile acid transmembrane transporter activity; protein binding. Gene Ontology annotation, cellular component: membrane. The record is from RefSeq and is a predicted model, not a curated record. The transcript has 15 exons. Bases 137 to 2113 code for a protein of 658 amino acids. Gene Ontology annotation, biological process: bile acid and bile salt transport; transmembrane transport; sodium-independent organic anion transport. Lineage: Eukaryota; Metazoa; Chordata; Actinopteri; Characiformes; Serrasalmidae.
UCUUUUUUUUCUUCAAGGAGAUUAGAGUCUGCUAAAGUUGUGGAAAACAAAGUGAAAGCAGGAUAGACUACAUUUCAGCACCUCCACAUUUGUAUUUCACAGAUUGUGCUUGACUGUGACUUGAUAAGGAGAAGUGAUGACAGCUACAAAGCCACAGGGAGCCAUACAGAGGGUAAAACCUUGCAACCUCUUCAACAAUAUCAAGUUCUUCUUGCUGUGCCAUGGAAUGCUGCAACUUGCCCAGCUGUUGGUGUCUGGCUAUCUGAAGGGCUCCAUAUCCACCAUAGAGAAAAGAUAUGGCCUCUCUAGUCAAAAGUCUGGACUGCUUGCAUCUUUCAAUGAGGUGGGAAACACACUGUUCAUUGUGUUUGUGAGCUUUUUUGGAAGCCGUGUACACAGACCCAGGUGCAUUGGGAUUGGAGCAAUGAUAGCAAGUAUGGCUGCGUUUCUCAUAGCGCUGCCUCACUUCAUCAGUGGAAAGUAUGAUUAUACAAAAGAUGUAAACAGCACAGCUGAAAAUACUUCUGGUCUUUGCCAGACAGGAAGCUUUCCCCAGACAUCCAAUCAGACAUGCUCAAAAAACGAGGAAGAGGCCAACAAUGCAGUGUUUCCCAUACUCCUCCUGGGCCAACUGCUGUUGGGCAUCGGUGGUGUUCCUAUACAACCCUUUGGGAUUUCCUACAUAGAUGACUAUGCAAAUAAAAAGAAUUCACCAGUCUAUCUUGGAAUACUGUUUGCAUUAACUGUGAUUGGACCAGCACUUGGUUACUUGAUGGGGUCGUUUCUGCUCCGUUACUAUGUUGACUUCAACUUACCCCUUAAUGAACCGCCAAAGAGAGAUGACCCCAGGUGGGUUGGAGCUUGGUGGCUGGGCUUUCUUAUAGCUGGAACCUUCCUCUUCCUUACAUCCCUGCCGUACCUGUUUUUCCCUAGGAGCAUGACUACAGAGGAAACCACAGAGACCCCUGUGGAGCCCACACCAGAGAAACUAAUACAAGAGAAGGAAGCUAAGCCAGAUACGACACAUGAACUUUCUCUGAUCCAGUUCCUCAAAAAUUCUCCACAAAUCACGGUGAGAAAUCUGAGGAACCCCAUCUACCUUCUGGUGGUGCUGGCCCAGGUGAAUCUAGCAGCCAUGGUUGCUGGUUUGGCUACCUUCAUGCCCAAAUUCAUUGAGAGACAGUUCACACAAACAGCCUCCUUCUCCAACAUCAUGAUUGGUGGUUUCAGUAUUCCCUCGGCAAUGCUGGGCAUCAUGGCAGGAUGCAUGAUCCUGCGCAGAUUCAAUCUGUCUGUUAGGGCCUCUGCAGCCAUGUGCAGCACUGCUGUACUGAUAGCUGUCAUUUUCGCUCUGCCACUCCUCUUCCUUGGUUGUUCCACACAUAAGGUUGCUGGGAUCUACCCUGCCAAUCAAGAUGGCUUCCAGCAGUGCAGUCUGGAUUGUUCCUGCUCUAAUGAAGCCUUCAAUCCCGUUUGUGGUUCUAACAACGUGGAGUUCCUAUCUCCCUGUCAUGCAGGCUGCAGCGGGAUAAUCCAAGGAACCGAAACCAUUUCGAACUACACUGACUGCAGCUGUGUAGGGUCAGACAUUUCUCCAGGCCAUGCUGUACCAGGGCCAUGUGAGAACGGCUGCUCUAAUCUCCUAAUCCCUUUCAUGGUGCUGUCCUCCUUCACGUGCUUCUUAGCCUCCCUCUCCCAGAUUCCAUCCUUCAUGAUGAUUCUCAGGACUGUGACACCAGAAGACAAAUCCUUUGCUGUGGGAAUCCAGUUCAUGCUCUUCAGAGUGCUCGCAUUUCUUCCUGCUCCUGUCCUGUAUGGAAGUGCCAUUGAUUCUACCUGCAUUCUAUGGGGGGAAAAGUGCAAGAAGAGGACCUCAUGCCACUACUACAACUUAGAUCUCUUCAGACAACGAUUCUUGGGACUUCAGAUUUUUUUCGUGGUUGGCGGCCUGGUGUUUUUCAUUCUCUCCUACGUGGUUCUGAAGCGAGCCGAUUCAGCCCAGCAGCAGCAAGCCGAACAAAUGAACAUCAUGGAGAAAGGAGAGGAUAAAAAGGAAACUAAACAGCUUAUAAGCCAAUCAAAUGGAAAGUGUGAGAAACAUAGCGUUGUGUGAGCUGUAGCAUUAGAAUUCAUCUUUAGUAAGCAUCAGGUCUUUAGGGGCAUCUACGAUGCAGCACUAACCUGACUGACAAGGCGUUUUUAUGAACCAAUCCAAAAUGUGAGGACUGCUCUAAGACUACUGUCUAAGUAGCCAACAUAGAUCAUAUUCUACAUUACAUUCAAAUCCCUCAAAUGUGGAAGCAUGUAGCCACUCCCAUAACGUGCACUGCACAUGCUACUAUUGUGUUAAUAGUACACUGUGUCUGCAUCUGUGAAUAAUACUGAACCAGCAGCAAAUUCACACUGUGAAGUCAUUACAAGUGCUUAUUCUGAGGUGCAGUGAAGAUGAGUCUUCUUACCUAUCAUUAUGGACAAAUGUGGUUUGGAAAGCCUGUUUCAAACCUUUUUUGUAUUUGCUUUUGUUUUUGAAUCAGCAAAAUGAAAGGAUGUUUGGUUGGAGUAUGCGUAUAAUACAGAAAGGGCAUUAUUAAGGCUACUGUGAUGAGAGUGCUGUUAACUCCUAUGGGGAAGAUAUAUUCCAUGCUAGGAAUGUGACAUCAUUGUUGAGUGUUUUCUCUUUCUUUGCAUUUCAUUUGAAAAAUGUAACCUUUCUUUUUUACCUUAUACAUUGAACUAUAUUUGAAUGCUUCUUUGGAAUUUGCAUUGUAUGCCAACAUUUUACAACUGAACUGUUUUUUUUUAUAUUCUUUUUUAUACAUAUACUUUUUUACAUGUGAAAUAAGCUUUUGAACAUUGCCUGUUAAGCGUGACCCAAGUUUCUGAAACACAUACACGCACCAGUCAACUGGAAAAAGCUAGUUGACUCUACAUUAAUCCAGUAUAAUUUGCCAGCAGAAAAUCUGAAAAUCUGCUGAAAUAAAAUCACAUUUUCAAGAAUAUUAUCAGAAUACUUCAUUUUCAAGGCAUCCCAAGUUAUGGAUUGGUUGAAAGCUCAGUUUCCAACCAGAACGCGAAAUGCCAUAUCUAGUAACCAAAUCAAGUAAAUACUGACGCAGCUUCUAUGUGGAAAUAAGGGUGCAUCCAAUGGCAAGAUUUCAUGACUGUACUUGCUGGUGGAUGUUUUUUUCUGUGUCAUUAACCAUGUAUGCUUCUGUGAAAGUGUUGUAUAAUCUUGAACGAAAGUCAUUUAUUACACAGCUUUUGAUACCAA